CGCGCGCCACGGCCGUCAGGUGGCGGUAGCCGGGAAACUGUGGGACGGCGCAUAGACACCCUGCAACGGGACUGUCCUUUCCACGAGGAUUGUUUUCCGCGUUUAUUCGCAAUCAUCACGGACCUACGGCAGGAUUUUCGCUUCCCAAGGAGCCCAAUGUGGGUGGAAGUGAGAUGGCAUCCAGGGAAAAGAAACCCUUAGCGCCUUCCAAAUCGAAACAGAAGGCGAGUAACGAGUCCGUCUUACCAUCCAAUGAGGUCAAGAGCAAAAAAGGCAAGUCAUUGCCGAAUGUAAAGCAGCAGCAGCAGCAGCAGCAGCAGCAACUUGCGCAAGAGAUUUUUGAUACAGUAGCGACAGGUAGUCAACUUCCUGUAAAACUAGAGGCGAUCUUACCGCGUAGGAAUGCCCUUAAAAAUCUGAAACGCAAACAGAACCUGAGAGCAGCCAAGGCAAAACUCAUCAAGUCCAAGGUUACCAAGAAAGUGACCAACAGGAUAGCUCCUGACGUUAAGAAGGCUACCAAGGGUGCGAAGAAAAUUAGACAGUCGGAAGAAACGACCGUCAAGACAGCUGAUAUUGUUCCGAAAUUUUCAGAAAAUCAGACAAACAACGGGGACAACGAAGGUAAAGGAACCGAAACACCAAGUAAAAGUGCCAAGAGUAAUCUCAGGACAAAAAAAAGUAAAUCUGACGUUCAAAUUAAAGAAGAGGUCAGUGCUACGUCUAGUACUAAAGUCAGUCCGAAACUUGGCAGAAAAGGUAAAACGACGGAAAAUAGUCCUGAUUCUUUGUCUAAGAGUGCCAAAACAGUAAGAUUAACAAACUUGAAGAAGAAUAGUACCAGUCUUGUAAAAAUUACAGAGGUUGAUAAUAGGAGUGGGAAAAACCGGAAGAGCACGGGCAAGGAAUUAGAUUGCGGUAGUAGUGCAAGAAGCAAUACUAGCAUUGAAAAAUUUUCAAAGGCGAUUUUAGAUAACAAGAAUUCUAUUGAUCUUACUAUAGACGAAGUCAUUGCUUCAAUGUUGACCGAUUCCGAAGUUGAAGGCCAACAAAGCGUUACGGAGAAGACUGAAGGAAAGGUGACGAGGAGUAAGAAAAUGUUGAUAGAUGAAAGUAUCGCCUGCGAUAUCGAGAUAAAGAAAGAACCUGAUGUCGACGAUAUCAAAGUUACAUCGGACGGGGAGUCUAUAGAGACGGAUCAAGGAUUCCAGAAUGCCAUCCAGUUGAGAAAAAGAUCAAAAGUCGGUUACAUCGAGCAAACGUCUCAAAGAAGUUUGCGAAAUGGAAAGCAGCGUCAACUGACUGAUUUGGGAAAUUCCGCAGAUAACGCAGAUCCUAAAAAACGGCACAGGCUAAAUUCUGAUGGAACUGCAGAUAAUUUGAUAGAACAUAUCUCGGAUUGUAAUGUAAAUAUGGACUCUUGCUUUUCAGACCCUGAUGAAUCUCAAAAUAUUGUAGCAUCGAGUAAAGAGGAGGCUUGUUCCAAGGAUGAGUCGUUCAAUUUCGAUGAGGACAUUGAGACUGGCGCGGAGAUAGAGAACAAUAAUAAUAGCGAUCGGGCAGACAGGACAGGCGAGACCGGACCGACCCUGCGUUCUAAAACUAAAGCUAAAACUAUAGAAGGCGAAGAUGUUAAGACGAAAGACGAGGAUGUUAAAAUCGCUGAAGACGCGCGAAUAACGGCCGGUAACAGGUGUGGGGAAGAAGAUUCAAAGAAACUCAAUAAUUUCGAGCAAAUAAAGAAAGACAACGUUUUAGCCAAGUUCACAGAAAAGUCUAAAGGUCGUAGAAGUAGUUUAAAUAUAGAUAUGAAAAAAACAGUCAAUUCUUUUUACAGCACAGAUAAAUCAGAUGGUAGCUCAAAAUCGCAUAUAGAUCAAAUGAUUGAAGACAUCAAGUUAAAUAUUGUAAAGUCUAUUGAAAACAAGAUUUUUGGUCCGGAAAAGGGUCUUGGAUUAAGUAAAAACUUUGACGUGCCUAAGAUUGAAGAAGUUGUCGCACCACUCAGUACAGAGUCUCAAAAAAUGGGACUAGAAGACAAUACCGACGAGGAUAAGUCCACCGUUACGAAAAAUGAAAUCACGUCAGAUAGUUCAGAAAAUUCCGUACCAAAAGUGGCCGAUACUGCCAAAGAGAUCGAAGAGAAACUAGUCAAGUUUGAUAUUGGGGAAGCAGAGACACAUUCGCAGAAUGUCCAAGAGAACAAGUCCUCCGAUAAUGACGGAAUUAAUGACGUACAUAGUACUUGCGAAUCUACAUGUAAUUUAAAUAAUAGUAAUGCUGCGCAACAAUCUUACGAGAAUGUGAAUGAACAGCAAGAGGAGAAUGUUAGUUGCAGUACAGCUAGCGGCGCCUUAAUCUGCGUCAGUAGCAACGAGUCAAAGACAUUGGAGGAAAAUAAGAAGAUUACGAGAAAGUCUUCGAGAAUCAAUGAUAAAAGUUCGGACAGUGUCAGCAGUAGCGAAACGAGAAAAUCGAAUAAGACACCAAGUAAAACAGUCCCAAGAUCGGAUAACACGGAGGACAUUGUAGCAGAUAUGCAAAAAUCUACGAGCGAAGAAACAAUUUCAGAGGAUCAGCUUUCGGUUGAAAAUGCUUUGGUUGAAAAUGCUGUACCAGUAUGUGCAUCGAUGUCUCCUGACCAAGCAGAGAAGAGACUUACAGAAGGAACGGAAGAGAGAUCAGAAACUGAAAUCUCCCUAACCGUUAUGCAUAAUUCAGAAGAGUCAGAAACAUUGGAAAGUAUAUCUCGCGAGGUAGAAAGAUUAGUAGCGGGAGACCAAUCUGCCGAUUCAUUAGCAAAUACUGUAAAUACUGCAGACACUGUAGAAAGUAAAGAUGCGAUUUCUGAUACAAAGAUAUUGGAUAAGGAGCAGGAGAACCAAAAUAUAAAUAAUCAGGAAGCAUCUGCUUGCUGCAAUGACAGCUCUGAGCCAUUAGGAUCAGCUGUCAGCAAAGAAACAAACGAAACAUCGAGCAAAAGUUAUGUAGGCGGGAUGUCUACUGAAAUGUUACGAGAGAUUGAUGCGUCUUCUUGUAAGGCGGCGGAAAGCGCAAGACGUUCAAAAGUAAGCAACAACUUACUACAAUCAACUACUGUAAACUGUGAUGCAAAUAAUGCACGUAGCCCUGUAAAUUCUUCGUUUAUACAUUGCACCUCUGACCGACUGAACGUUGAAAUCAAGGAGCUCGAUCACGACGGUAAUUGUAAAGAACAAAUAAACAAGUCUAGCGUUAUAUCAAAUGCGGAUGAGAAUAUUUCGGAACAGAAGCCAGGCCACCAACACGAUGAAGCUUUAAUGUCGGAUCAAAGUAAUAGAUCCUCAGACAGUAAAGGUCCCGAUGAACGGAAACUUCUUAACGAGAAAAACAGGAGAGUGUUACGAACUCGUGACAAGCAGAAGCGAGUCGAAAACAGGCAAAUCGCAUCUCGCGGCCGAGAACACGCGACGGCUGACAACAUAAAAGUCAAAACGGAAGAAGCCGGCGCGAUUCAAAAAAUGCAAAUUUCCGGUGUACAUAACGAUAACACCGACGAGAUAGCGCAGGGCUCGGAGCAGGAUGAUGCCGAAAAUUCUCACAAGACGGAAGAUGGAAAUAAUUUGUUAAACAGCAACGAAUUGGAUGUUGGCGAAUUGGAUGUUGAGCCCCAAGCUCGUAGCCGUCGCGGUAGAGAGAUGAAAAAACGCAAAGAGGAAUUGUCACAAUUGUCCAAGACCAAACGUAUCAAGCGAGAUCUACGAAGGUCCGAUCAACAAAACAAAGAAGAAACCUUACUGGACAACGAGGUUGCCAAAAUCAACGAGAACAACAGGUCAUUCUUGAGCAAAUACGGCAGCGCCAGCGCUGAGCGCGCAGAUGAUUUUCGUGGAUUCUUUGAGCAAGGCAGACAAGAUGGAUUGGACAAGGUCGACAAAGAUCAUAAUUUGCGCAGCAAAUCGGAAAACGAUAUAAUAACGAUCGUCGGCGCAAAGGCCGGCAAGAGCGAGGAACGACAACUCUCGCGAAAUCUAUCUGAGAAUCACGUGUCGCAACAGACAGCUGAUAAUAUAGAUAUGCUAGAGAAUGAACGAAAGAUUCUCAAGACACCAGAGAUACUCGCGCACAAGGAUUCCGACGAGACUUCCACGUCCGGCGACUCAUUCAACAGCGGCACGCCCAAGAUUCUGGAAACACCUGAAGACAAGGAGAGGAAAGAAUCGAUAUUGCGAUUAUUGGGACUCGAGUCUCUGGAGGAGGCUGCCAAAAGACAAAAUCAACAAAAGACGAAGAAGGAACAAUCGUCGUCGUCGUCGUCUACAGGUACUUUGAAAACGAUCAUCAGAGUGUCGCAAAAGGACAAGGACAAGAGAGGAUCGCGAUCUCCGUUGAAAAUGGUUCUCAAGCAGCAGGGACGUGGGGACGGAGAGAGUGAUUCACCCGAAUUCUACACCAUUCAAAAGGAGUUUGGAACCAGUGGUUUGGGAGAUAGCAGCUCUGGUGCGAACCGAAAGUUCACUACUAACCACAGACAUUCUUGCGAUGACGAUAAUGAGGAGGCUACGCCUAAGGAUCGUCAGUCACUUGUUAUUCCAGAGAAAUCAUCUUCUUUCUCUAUACAUCCUGGACGCGUGUGUGCCGACGUAUGUUGUUAUUGCUUUGGGAAGUUUGGUUCUUUGGACACGCCAAUGCAUCUGGCCCAAAUAAAAUCUGAUGAAAGACGCAAAAAGAUUUUGAAUAUAGAGAGACAUCUCACGAAAGACUCGUGCCUGUGCGACGCAUGCUAUCGUCAUGUCGACAGAAAGGCAAAUACUAGCCCGGCAAAUAUGCAGCAGAAGCCGCAGAAACAACACAGACAAUUGAUGAUGUCAAAAUGCUCAGCUCGCGAAUGUCGGGACCCCGCGCGACAUCAUGUUAAACGCCGUUGGUUGCUCAAGAUAAGAACUGGCCUUCAAAAUCAGGUCGACAUAGACUGGGACUCGAGUCAACACACCACAAUGUCGUUCUGUGUUAAUCAUUAUGAGAAGAUCGGACGCUUCUUGACGUGCGCGCUCUGCAAGCGCCGACUCGUUCGACAACACACUCACCAGCUAAGUAACGCGGAGAUCAACGAAUUGGAUCACCUGCUCAGUCAACAAGGAAUCCCCGUUUUAUUAGCAGUCGGCACGUUCGUGUGCAAGCUAUGUCGUUACUUCGCACAGCUGCAACUCAAGUACAGGGAAAUCGAGAAUAUGAGCAUGAAUCACAGGUCCUACUGCAAGAGUUAUCGAAAGCGGAUCCUGCAUAAUCUCGGAAUCGACGUAGCCGAGGACGAGGAUGACGAUUCAUCGCAACAGAUGAAUCAAGCGAAUCAGACCAAGGACAAGAAAAGCAAGAAGAGCAUCAAGAAUUUGCAGCCUAAAUAUGGGAGCUCCAAGUCUCCAGAGCGCACGACGAGCGGUACGUCGGACAAGUCGACACCGGAACCGAAUAAGAAUGAGAAUACGGUGGAAUGCAACUCCGCGAUAGACAACGAUAAUCGCGCCUCCAAAUCGGGCAACGACGAGAAUAGCGGUAUGGAUGUUCAAUAUUUCGAGAGCACCGUGGAGAACCUAAAAAAGCGGAAAAUGCUCGAUUUGCAUUCCUACACGUCAGGCGCGUCAAUCUCUUCUCUGUGUGGUGACGGUACAUUGGUGAAUGGGAUGACGCUCGGGAUGGAUGAGGUUACUUUGACGCGAUUGCCAAAGAGAUCGAGGCUCAAUAACAACAAUAACAACAGCAGCAGCAGCAGCAGCAACAACAACAACAACAACAACAACAACAACAACAACAAUGACAUAACGCCUGUGGUGCAGAGACUCGGUGCAAAUCCCUCCAUAAGCGUACGAACGCUCUUUCCGGGCGAGGAGGAAAUGAAUCUUCAUGUAAACAUCGAGUUUCAGAAUGUGCGCGAAGUCACGCCACAAGGAUGGGAGAAAUGCGCAACGAUGAUCCAGUACGAUCGCGAGACCAAACAUCUUUGGCAGCAGUUACAGCGACCGUACGGUAAUCAGAGCUCCUUUUUGCGACAUUUAAUCCUUCUGGAGAAAUAUUAUAGAGCUGGCGAUCUGAUAUUGGCGCCAAACGCUUCACGGAAUGCGAUCAAUUAUUCUACAUCGGUGCAAAACAGACUGAUAUCGUACGAAGGUCCGGAGAAAAUGGAUGAGCCUAUAAUGGAACCGAUCGCGACGGAAUACAGUAAUCCGCGCCGUUUGAGCGGCGGUUACGUUUUGGAGAAAGACCGACUGUCCGUGCCCAGCACGAGUUUGAUGUCAAGACCAUUGACUAGCGGCGUCGGUGGAACCGCAACGGCCAAAGUGAACUCGUCGCGGAUGCUGAAACUCAACUCGGGAGUGUCAAUCAUAAAAAAAUCUCCUCCAAACUUGCAACGAUUGAGUCUACCAUCUACUAGCAGCGGUGGCAAUAGCAACGGCAACGGCAACGGCAGUGGCAGUGGCAGUGGCAGUGGCAAUAGCAAUAGCGGUAACAAUAGCAGCGGCAGUAACGUCGCUGCCGUGACGACGAACGGUGGCAGUCACAACAUCAAACGGAGGGACGGCCAGGGUUUGUCCUCCGUUUACGGCAGCGGCGGCAAGCUGUUUCAAUUGUGCGAGUCGGAUAUGAAGCGAAUGCAAACGUUAAAACGGCAGAAAUUUAAUGACAGACCUGCCGGCACGAACAAUGGAUCGCCGAAUAGCGGAAGCUUCAGAUCGCAAUACCAGAAGACGCAGAUUGCCGUUCCCGGUCAUAACCAGCAAUUUCAAAGACACUUGCGAAUGCAGCAAGAGAUGUUGAAUCGUCAAAGCCGCGGUGACUUUGAGCCAUUGAUAUGCGACAUUACACGUUCCGCUACCUGCGCGAAUGAAAACAGUCCGACAACCAGUCAGAAUAUCCUUCACAACCUCAAUCUGCCGAAAUCGAUCCAGGUGACAACCAAACCAACGUCGUCAACGAGCAAUCCGAUUCCGAUUUUGCCGAAAAUCCCGAAAUCUUUGACGGUAAUACCGCAAACCGUCACGAGAUCCGUUGAAAAAUAAGAAUGAUACAGACAUCUAAUAUGAAUUACGUGUUAAAAUAACACGUCAUCCAAGAUACAAUUUAGCCCAUCUAUUUG
Molecule: messenger RNA, 7111 nt
Organism: Wasmannia auropunctata (little fire ant)
Lineage: Eukaryota; Metazoa; Arthropoda; Insecta; Hymenoptera; Formicidae
Gene: east
Exons: 8
Coding region: 174-7034 (2286 amino acids)
Source: RefSeq, a predicted model, not a curated record